AUGUCGCCCGCGAGCGACGCCCGCGCGAGACGAUCGUUCGUCGACGACGUCGACGCGUCGCUCACGUGCGCGGUCUGUCGCAUGCCCUACGCCUCGCCCGUGAUGUUUCCGUGCGGGAACGGGCACGUGUUCUGUCUCGAGUGCGUCGAGUCGUGGACGCUGGCGUCGCGGGCGCGUCGACGCGCCGACGUCGCGUGUCCGAUGUGUCGACGGAGCGCGCGAGAGAGCGGAGCGGUGAUGCGAUUGGAUGGGGACACCGCGGCGCGGUUGCGAGCGACGUGGGUGGGGUGCGGAUGCGGCGCGCGCGUGCGAUUGGACGCGGCGGCGACGCAUCACGCGCGAUGCGAGCUCACGCGGGCGUCGGUGCGACCGAGACGUGGGAUCGAGACGAUGACGCGACGUUUGGGGGGCGGUGGCACGCGCGCGGGGUCGGACGCGGGGACGGUGGGGGAUUCGGACGACGAUGACGAGGUCGGUCUCGGAGACGGAGACGGGGAGUACGCGUGUCUCAUGUGCGCCGCGGCGUACGCGCGGACGUUUUACGACAGGGAUGAUCUCCAGGGUGAACCGUACGACGGGGACGUGUUGUAUCAUCUCGUGAACGCGAUGAUGGAUGAUCUUCCGGACGAUGGAACGAUUUUCCACGAUGGGAUGACCAACUUUGCGAAUCACAUUUUGGAGACGCACGACGACGAGGAGGGACACGGGAGCGCGGUGUGCCCCAUUUGCGCGAGCUUACCUCACGGUGAUCCGACGUUGCGAGUGCACGAUCUGUACGAUCACAUCUCUCGAAGACACUCGUUCGAUUGGACGCUGUACAUGCCGGAUAUCUCCGCGAGCGAGUACGAGACGCUCGCGUUCGCGAUGCGCGAGAGCCUCGUCUCCGCCGGUCUGUCAUCAGAGACGAAUGAAUAG
Molecule: messenger RNA, 915 nt
Organism: Ostreococcus tauri
Lineage: Eukaryota; Viridiplantae; Chlorophyta; Mamiellophyceae; Mamiellales; Bathycoccaceae
Product: Zinc finger, RING/FYVE/PHD-type
Exons: 1
Coding region: 1-915 (304 amino acids)
Biological process (GO): protein polyubiquitination; ubiquitin-dependent protein catabolic process
Molecular function (GO): metal ion binding; ubiquitin protein ligase activity
Source: RefSeq, a predicted model, not a curated record